CUGACAGUUCUGGGACUCAGGGCAGAAGGCAGAUAGGGAGGAAGGCUGGAGCUUGACAGGACAUUCACAGCAUCUUGGAUAUCCGCUCCUUACAUGAGCACCACCACCAUCAUAUCGCCUCCCUCUGGGACACAACAGAAUAGAAAAGAGAAGCUGAAGAAUGUGCCCCUCUACCUGGGAGAAGACAUCCGUCCUGAAAUGAAAGAAGACAUAUAUGACCCCACCUACCAGGAUGCGGAGGGCCCCCCGCCCAAGCUGGAGUACGUGUGGAGAAACAUCAUCCUCAUGUCCCUGCUGCACGUGGGAGCCCUGUAUGGGAUCACGCUGAUUCCCAGCUGCAAGUUCUACACCUGCCUCUUUGCAUGUGUCUGCUAUGUGAUCAGUAUGGAGGGCAUCGGAGCAGGAGCCCAUCGCCUGUGGAGCCACCGAACUUACAAAGCACGCCUGCCCCUUCGGCUCUUCCUCAUCUUUGGUAAUACAAUGGCAUUCCAGAAUGAUGUGUAUGAAUGGGCCAGAGAUCACCGUGCCCACCACAAGUUCACAGAAACCCACGCUGAUCCUCACAAUUCCCGUCGUGGCUUUUUCUUCUCUCACGUGGGUUGGCUGCUUGUACGCAAACACCCAGCUGUCAAAGAGAAGGGCGGUAAACUGGACAUGUCUGACCUAGAAGCUGAGAAACUGGUGAUGUUCCAGAGGAAGUACUACAAACCAGGCAUCCUGCUGAUUUGCUUCAUUCUGCCCACACUGGUGCCCUGGUAUUUUUGGGGUGAAACUCUUAAACACGGCUUGUAUGUUGCCACUUUCCUGAGAUAUGCCUUAACGCUUAAUAUCACCUGGCUUGUGAACAGUGCUGCCCAUCUCUAUGGCUAUCGCCCUUAUGACAAGAACAUUGAUCCACGGGAGAAUGCCCUGGUUUCAGUCGGGACUAUGGGCGAGGGCUUCCACAACUACCACCACACCUUCCCCUUUGACUACUCAGCCAGUGAGUACCGCUGGCACAUCAACUUUACCACGUUCUUCAUCGACUGCAUGGCCGCGCUCGGCCUGGCUUAUGACCAGAAGGAAGUAUCCAAGGCUGCUGUCUUAGCCAGGAUUAAAAGAACUGGAGAUGGAAGCCACAAAAGUGGCUGAGUUUUGGGCCAUCUGGGUUCCUAUUCCGAAAGCCAGCUUGGCAGCGGUUUAAUGUUCUGCUCAAAAACCAGAUGAGCAAAAGAUUAAUGUUCUGCUGUUGAAAUGCUGAAUGAUACCACCCAUGUUCUAAAGAAUCCCAUUCUAAAACACUAGUUUUGUAAAAUGUCCAAAUAUUAAAAGGCAAGAACCCUCCUUUCUGACACUAAGCAGAUAGUCUUACAUCCUCACUCUUCUGUUCCCAGGGGCCUUUUUAUUGCUUAGUCCUUAUCAGCCUUCUCUUCUUUCUUUAUUGCUUUCCAGGUAAGCUGCAGUCAGCAAUAGGUUGG
Molecule: messenger RNA, 1457 nt
Organism: Nannospalax galili (Upper Galilee mountains blind mole rat)
Lineage: Eukaryota; Metazoa; Chordata; Mammalia; Rodentia; Spalacidae
Product: acyl-CoA desaturase 3
Exons: 6
Coding region: 94-1131 (345 amino acids)
Biological process (GO): unsaturated fatty acid biosynthetic process; response to fatty acid
Cellular component (GO): endoplasmic reticulum membrane
Molecular function (GO): iron ion binding; palmitoyl-CoA 9-desaturase activity; stearoyl-CoA 9-desaturase activity
Source: RefSeq, a predicted model, not a curated record